Owenia fusiformis is the source of this 4390-nucleotide messenger RNA. Lineage: Eukaryota; Metazoa; Annelida; Polychaeta; Sabellida; Oweniidae. The record is from the annotation of a GenBank genome assembly.
UCAAAAAGUUUUGCAGAACGACUUCACGAAUAUUUUUAUUUAUUACGCCGUAUAAUGUGCCUAACAGCUUGGUAUGGCAUAACACAAGUCGACUAUGAGAAACAGAAGUAAUUCAGGCGUCCGAUUAGACUAUUAUCAGAGAGUUGUAAAUAAGACGGUACUCAGACAUCAGCACCCAGUGACAGGACUAUUGCCUGCCACCCCAGGGCACUCAGAUGCCUGGGUCAGAGACAAUGUCUACUCUGUACUAUGUGUCUGGGGACUUGCCCUGGCAUAUAAGAAGAAUGCUGAUCUUGAUGAGGAUCGGGCUAAAGCCUUUGAAUUGGAACAGAGUGUUGUAAAAUUGAUGAGAGGCCUCCUUAACUCAAUGAUGCGUCAAGUUGAUAAACUGGAGAAAUUCAAAUAUUCUCAAUCAAAGGAUGAUGCCCUACAUGCUAAAUAUAGUGUUAGCAAGGGUAGCACUUGUGUAGGAGAUAAUGAGUGGGGCCACUUACAAAUAGAUGCUACAUCUUUAUAUCUUCUUAUGUUAGCUCAAAUGACAGCCUCAGGGCUACAAAUAGUGUUCACAUUAGAUGAGGUGGCCUUUAUACAAAACUUGGUGUUCUAUGUGGAAGUGGCUUACAAUAUACCUGACUACGGCAUCUGGGAGAGGGGAGACAAGACAAACCAUGGUCUACCAGAGUUGAAUGCAAGCUCAAUUGGGAUGGCCAAGGCUGCACUGGAAGCUCUAGAUGGCUUAGAUCUAUUUGGGGCCAGGGGAGGACCUAACUCAGUCAUACACGUGUUUGCUGAUGAAGCCCAACAAUGUGCUGCUAUAUUAGAGUCUAUGCUACCAAGGGAGUCAAAUUCAAAGGAGGUUGAUGCAAGUCUGAUGAGUAUUAUAGGAUUCCCAGCUUUUGCCCUUGAUGACCCUGAGAUCAUAGACCUUACUAGGGAAACAGUUAAAGAAAAGUUGCAAGGAAGAUACGGAUGUUGCAGAUUUCUGAGGGAUGGGUACAGGACAGCAAAAGAGGAUCGUAAUCGGCUGCACUAUGAACCCUGGGAAUUGAAGAAAUUUGAACAUAUAGAAUGUGAAUGGCCAUUGUUUUUUGCCUACUUUGUCCUUGAUGGUAUCUUUACUGGUGAUAUAAGACAGGCUGAGGAGUAUGUCAAGCUGAUGGAAGAGCUGAUGAUAACAGGAGAAAAAGGGAUUAAACUUAUGCCAGAAAUGUACACAGUUCCAGCAGAUAAGGUUGAAGCAGAAUACAAGCAGCCACAUAGUCAAGAGAGGAAGGCUAUUGGUAAAAUGCCUCACAUGUGGUCCCAGUCGUUAUAUGUGCUUAGCAGGCUGCUACAUGAGGGUUUCCUCUCCCCAGGAGAAUUGGACCCCUUGAAUAGACGUUUAUGCACAGAACCAAAACCAGAUUUAGUAGUACAAGUUGUAAUCCUAGCAGAAGACAAGCACAUUAAGGAUAGUCUAGCACAGUAUGGUUUAAGUGUCCAGACUAUAGCCGAGGCAGCCCCAAUUCAAGUGCAUCCAGCCAGAGCAUUGAGUCAUAUAUACUCACAACUAGGAAAAAAUGAAUGUUUAGGCUUAUCUGGUCGGCCUUCUUCUCAUGUUGGUCUCCUAGCAACCAGUAAAUUAUACAUGAUCCAAGGCCAGAUAUUUGCCUUUACCCCACAGUUCCUGGAUUUGCAGCAAUUUUAUCUUCCCCUAGACAGCAAUCUGCUAGUGGAUAUGUUCAAGACUGAUAUAGCUUAUUUACGCGAGGCUUGGAACAUCCUGGGCCGUCCCACUGUGCUCUUUCCUAUCGUGAACUCUCUCCUAGAUUUCAACAAGACACUGAGUUCAUCUCUGAUAGCAACCAUUAAGAAGCUACAGGCUGGUUACAUUAAUGGGACUAGGGUGCAGAUUGGAAAUCUCUCUGAGUUCCUCACGACAUCUUGUGUCUCUAAUCUUACAUUUCUUACAGAAGCUGAAGAGGCAGUGUUGUUACGAACUAUUACAAAUAUUGGAAGUAUGACAUGCCCUCGGCCGCACCUGCCUAGUGGUGCUAAAGGCAAGAGUCCCAGAGGUGGUAGUAGGCGGAGGUCAAGGUCAAAUUCAAUCCAUGGGAUUAUAAAAAGGACAAGAUCCAUCCAGAUUGACCCAAAUGACCCAGCUUACUUACACAGCCAUGUGAGCCUGCGCUUGACUGAUCCCAUAAGUAGUUGGAGUAUAGGGUCCUGUACAGAUCUUCAGAAGUUGCAGCUGCAGUCUAGUGGUAGUUCCUUUACAUCAUCAACUAUGACAUCACCAAACCUGAGCUCUGCAUCUAGUAUGGGUAACAUGCAGGAUAUCCUUCAUGAGCCAACAUCUCCUACUGACAUUCGCCCCAGUGGUAGCCAUGGUGAGGAGGAGUGGUUCCACAGAGGAGAAUCUGGUGUGUACUCUGACAUUGAAUACCAAGAGCUUGUGGAUCAACUGCGGGAAACUGAAUCUCUACAUGAACAGGCAGACAUCAUACACUACCUUUGGGUAACCAAGGGCUCAGACUGGGACACCCAGAUUGGGGGUAAAGCUGGAUGCACUGUCACUGAGUUGCUCAAGGAGCUAUAUGAAAAGGCUGGUCAUUUAAAGCAGUGGUGGUUAGUACGGCACACGGCAGGUAUGUUACGUAAACGGGUAGAAGACCUGGCCAAGGCAGCCACAGAUAUUCUAGUCCGACAAAAACAGUUGUCAGUUGGUCUGCCCCCUGAGCCAAGGGAGAAAAUAAUAACAAGACCUCUACCUCCUGAUGAACUUGCUGCAAUAAUCCAUGACGCAUGUGGAGAAGACAUCAGCACUGCAAUGCUUACUCAAGAAAUCCUUGUCUAUCUUGCCAUGUUUAUACGCACAGAGCCAAAACUUUUCCAUGAGAUGUUGCGUCUGAGAGUGGGUUUGAUUAUACAAGUCAUGUGCUCAGAGUUGGCCAGGACACUUAAAUCAUCAGGAGAAGAUGCCUCUGAUCAUCUUUUAAAUCUGAGUCCCUUUGAGAUGAAGACACUGCUGCACCACAUCCUUAGUGGCAAGGAGUUUGGUGUAACUAAUGAUGAAACUGAACAGUAUGGUAAGCAGCUGUCCAUCAUGUCUCUACAGGGUAACAAGUCUGUUCAAUCUGCGAAGAUGAGAAUCAAGGAAGAGAUGAAGACUGUAGGAGGAACAAGUGGUGGAUUUAACUUGGACCCAAUUACAGGAAAUAUAGACAGUGACGCCAUGGCAACAGAUCGUCAAGGACAAUGGCUACGUAGACGACGUCUUGAUGGUGCGCUAAAUAGAGUCCCAGUGGGUUUUUAUCCACGUGUCUGGAAAGUCCUAUCAAGGAGUGAAGGUUUGACAAUAGAUGGCCACACUCUACAACCAACUCUCACAAAUGAGAUGACUCCUGGGGAGUUGAAGUUUGCUCUACAAGUGGAGAUGGUGUUGAACAAGAUUCCUCAGCCUGAAUAUCGUCAACUGAUGGUAGAAGCUUUGAUGGUGCUCACCCUUUUAGUGGACAAUGAUGGUGGUCUUGUACAAAUGACAGAUGCAAUACAUAUAGACAGAGUUGUCUCCAAAGCCAAUACCAUAUUUUUAGAAGACCAGAAGCAAGCGCAGGCAGAUGCCACAUUAUGCUGUGUUGUUCCUGCAGGUCAUGGCAGACCAGUCCCUCUUGCAUGUGGAGGCACAGCAGGAAUAUGUCAGCAUUUUUAUGACAGUGCCCCAAGUGGCCGUUAUGGGACAAUGGUCUAUUUAUGUCGGGCUGUGGCAGACAUUUUACAUUUUCCAAUUCGGGACAAUGGAGAACUGGACUGUGUUAUAAGCUGAGUGAACAUAGAACAAUGUAUUUUCCAUCUUUCUGAUUUUGUUGCACAAUUGAAAUGUGUUAACCGUUGUAGGAAUGAUAUUUUUUGUAUUAUUUCUUUGAAUAUAUAUUAUUAUUCAUUUGUAUACAUAUGCUUAACAUGUUCAAAUGAAAGGGCUUUGUCAAAUUGUUGAAAAUGUUUUGGUGAUGUUAUAAGAAACUAGUAGACAUUUUGUGCAGUUUGCAUAGAAACAAAUACAUUGCUCUGGCCAGAGGCUAGAAGUUAUUACUGUAAUAAUGACCUGCUGUAAAGUGGAUAGCAAUUUUUUCAUGUGUGAAAUUAAUACAAGGUACAGAAAAUGCAGUGACUUUAAUUUAGGUAGCUGUAUUAUGUGGAACUUAAUUUGAUUGAGUAAGAAGACCAAAGGAUUCCACUUAUUGAAAUGUGUAAAAAAUGAAGCGAGUCUUAGGAUACAGUGUUUAUCCUGCAGGAAAUAUGUGCAUAUACACAUAUUUCCCUUGGGAUAAACCCUGUAUCCAAAACCUCCCAGUACAUAACCCUUAUGUAUCUAAAAGUUCUGUGAUAUUGAACACUUUUGAAUAUACAU